AUGAGCGAGAACGCUGUGGCGGGACGCAUGUCUCCCAACAACAGCUCACAUAUGAGGCUUAAUCCGAAACUCAUGACGCACAGGGAGCGCAUGGAUCACACUGCCAACGAGAGAGUUUCGCGGACCGUGCCUGUUCCCAUCACGCCUGUGUCGCCAAUGGCGUUGGAAGUGAAGCGACGACAACGGGGAAGAGAAACCCUGGCAACCGCGUCGCCUCGUCCGGGGUACCUCAAUCGAUACGGGGGUCGAGACGCUUCCGUGACCGCCUGGACCAGCAGUAACGCGUCGAGUCGGCGUCCUUCUUUCCCAGGCAACAGUAUCUGGUCGGCUCGGCGAACUUCUUUCCCGAGCAGCACUAAUCUGUCAGGUCGCGGGGCUUCCGCGCAGCGUUACGAGCACGUCCACUCUGUGGUGAAGGAUUUAAUUGAGAGCAAGAUCACACCCCUUGAGGCGCAGCAUGGGAAACCCGUGCAGCGCCAGCGCUCGCAGAGCAUGGGCUCAGGCGUCACCAACCACACUGUGCGCUUGGGGUUUUCGUACAGCGGUGGUCACCGCAUCACGGGCCCCAUGACGCCUCGCCGCGGAACGCCAUCUGCCGUGCGCAGGGCCCCUCGUGUCGAGAUAAACGCCGCUGGGUUUCUGCCCUCAGUACCAAACGAGUUGUUUGUAGCCGACGGCGCAAGCACACCGGAUGCAUUUCGAACGGGGCGUAGACGUCCGACUGAGUGGCGCACACUGGAGCGAUCACCGUCGCGAAGGCUAUCACAACACGCGUACGUCUCGCAGAUCGUGGAUAAUCUCGAGAACGCGAGGGUGCCGUACAACCAUGUGCCACGGUGUGCACAGGAGAUCCCAGAGCGCUACAAGUACCAUCCGCCACCAAUGGAACACACUGAUGGCGAGGGGUCCGCGACAGGCCACAAUAGGCCGCGAUGGCGACAACCGUCACGCAGCGACAUACAGAGGGGCCGUAGCAUUGCGGCGGAAAGCGACUCCAGUGCUCGAGGCACCCGCACGUCCGCUGGUGCUUCACCUCAGCAACGGACAAAUAGUAGACCUAGAGGUAUCAACCGUGACAGUGAAAGAAACGUAUCAGCACGCUCUUCUCUUCCUUCUGGGUCCCAAGCGGUGGACACUCGCGCUGUGUCACGAAAAAGGAAGGUUUCUAUCGGCUCAAUGUCCUCUUUGAUCGUGGGGAGAAAUGAGUAUGCGAAUACAGUGAAAGAUUUAGAGCCUAAAGAAAUAAAACCGCUACUUGGACUUCAGCGGGUGUUGCUCUUUAACUUUGAGCCUCCAAAGUUAUUGAAGUCUAAAGCGUCAAAGUGUUCUUCUUAA
Molecule: messenger RNA, 1335 nt
Organism: Trypanosoma grayi
Lineage: Eukaryota; Euglenozoa; Kinetoplastea; Trypanosomatida; Trypanosomatidae
Exons: 1
Coding region: 1-1335 (444 amino acids)
Source: RefSeq, a predicted model, not a curated record